CCCCUUAACUCGAACUGGACUGGUCUAGACGAAGGGGGUUUAUAAUGAAAAAGGAUAGACAGACUACAAAACUACAAAUCCUCCAAGCGGUAUUAAAACCUUCAAUGACCCGCUGUCUUCGUCUAGUUCCAAGACUUGUUGUCUCUAUUUAACUUUCCUUCCUUUUGAUUGGCGUAUCUUGGGUCAAUUCGAUGUGGAGCAUCCGUGAUGCUUUACACUAGACUGAUCUCGUACGGGGGGAACGGCGAACAUAUUUGACACUUCCACCUACUUAGAUCUUAGACGACGACAUGUCUUUCCACCAAGGUGGCGGACCCGCGGGGUUCCCAAUGUCGUUUCAACCAUCUCAGUCUCGAUCCCCUCCGCAGCCUUCAACUUCCGGGACACGGGGCAUGGCGCCUGAUAUGGGCCAGAUGGGGUCAUUCCUCUCAUCCCAUGAACCACAAUUUGAUAUCUUCGAGUGGUACCCGCAGUUCCAGUCGUGCGUGCGGUACUUUCUGGACAUUGCGCAACACAGCGGGCCGAUACAAGCUGUUGCUGCCUACAUCAAUAUUCGGUUACCCUUCCAGAUGUCACCGUAUCCUGUCUUGUCGUCGAAGUCGCCUGGCUCGCCUGCUGCCGUGCCGCCCCCUUCGUCAAUUGCGGCAGGGAAACUACCAAUGCCGAGCCACCCGCCUAUAUCUGUCUCCUUGAUUCCUUACGUUCGGCGAUUGGUGGCAACCGGAUAUGAUUUUCCCGGUGUGCUGCAUGGAUUCUUCGGAGAUGACUGGGCUGUAGGCAUAGGUAACCUCCACACUAUCGAACGACGAAAUUUCCUCUUUGCGGCGAAGAGCGCCGGCUGGUUGAAAGUCAAGUCCCAAUAUGACAUGGCAGACGAUCAAAGCAUCCCGUUUUUGCGACCACUCCAAAACGUCACGGAGAAGGAAAUCGUGGUCGCGGAGGCGAAUUGGAGUGAGUGGUUGGCGAUGCAGGAUUGGAUGGUCGGUCCGCGCUCACCUGAUGUCGACAAAGAAAUGACAAUCGUAAAGACGGAAGAGAUUUAAGUUAUGAGGGCGGGUUUGGUCGGUAUUGGACACUUCGCUACGUGAUUUAGAGGGGAUUAUGAAUUGUUGAGGCGCAAGAUGCCUAAACACCAAUCGGAUCCGGAUAUCUGCCUGGUUCGGUUACGUUAGAAGGGGGGUUUGACUAGGCGUACGGAAUUUUUUUUUUCAUUUUAUUUCCUUAUUGGUUUCACUGCACUAAGGCGACCCAACCAAAUGUCUUCCCAUAUUCAAAGUCUAUAUAUUCGGGUGACAUUGGGGUUGAGGGAUCAGUUCGCGUGUAUUGUGAUUGCGGCUCAUAUUUUUCCGCAGGAUGAUCGGAAAAUACGGGCGCGUGGUUUGUUCGAUAAAAGGUUGGGUGCCUAGGUAUUGGUUCAAAUAGGUCAGGUAUUACUACUUUUUCAUGUACCUAAUCUUGGUUCGUGGAUCUGACAUGACACAUAAUGCGGUGGUUUAAUGGCUCUUUUUUGUGUCGAACCGGAAAUCAGAAUGGAAAUUGGAAUGUUUCGAUUGCAUUGCAUGUGUGAUUCAAUGGAUGUUUUGUUUGUUCUGCAAGAUUCUGUCGUGGCAAGAGAAAA
Hypoxylon trugodes is the source of this 1618-nucleotide messenger RNA. RefSeq lists its product as uncharacterized. The transcript is spliced from 2 exons. The coding region runs from base 291 to 1043 and encodes 250 amino acids. The record is from RefSeq and is a predicted model, not a curated record. NCBI's taxonomy places the organism in Eukaryota, Fungi, Ascomycota, Sordariomycetes, Xylariales, Hypoxylaceae.